Aedes aegypti (yellow fever mosquito) is the source of this 460-nucleotide messenger RNA. RefSeq lists its product as uncharacterized. The transcript has a single exon. The annotation marks the transcript as partial. Lineage: Eukaryota; Metazoa; Arthropoda; Insecta; Diptera; Culicidae. The record is from RefSeq and is a predicted model, not a curated record.
CACAAGUUCUUCUUCCGGUCGAAGUUGUUCGAUCGGAAGAACCGCUCGAAAAAAGCGGGAGUGAGUGAUAGUGCGGCGGAAGACGAUGAGUUCAACAUUACCGGCAUCAGCCACCGGAUCAAGACGACCACCGCAAGUGGAACGUCGACGAGCCGAGUGGUGCGGAACAAUCCGUUGUACGGAGAGAACUUCAAGAGGUUCGUCGCUGGAGGUGAGAGUUUGGGGGCCAUCAGUUUCGGUGCUAGUGCUAGCAAUAAGAGUGUCAUUGGAGGUUUGAGAACAGUGGAAGGAUCUUCGGUGAGUGGUGCUCGCCGAGGGAAUAACGAAUUCGGGGAGAACGUAAAUGCUAUACUGACCGACUUGGACGAAGAACUGGAGGUCAGAAACUGGCGGUAUCAACUUUCCAAUGACCAUUUCUAGAGUGUAAGAUGUGUGUGAUAGGUGUACUUGGAUAGUUUUA